Molecule: messenger RNA, 636 nt
Organism: Fulmarus glacialis (Northern fulmar)
Lineage: Eukaryota; Metazoa; Chordata; Aves; Procellariiformes; Procellariidae
Gene: TIRAP
Product: toll-interleukin 1 receptor (TIR) domain containing adaptor protein
Biological process (GO): signal transduction
Source: RefSeq, a predicted model, not a curated record
AUGGCCGGCUGGUUUAGACGGCUCCUGCACAGGCCCAAGCCCAGCUCGGUGGAGAGCAGCCUCAAUGCCGGCCAUUCUGCUUCGUCCUCACCUUCCUCAUCCUCUGCCGAGAGCUCCGGCUCCUCUCCCAGCAUGAGCCUGGCCAGGUCCGUCCGCUCGUCGCCCGUCUCAGCAUCCGACAUCAACGCCUCGGGCAGCGCCCGGUGGGCCAAGAGCUACGACGUCUGCAUCUGCCACAGCGAGGUGGACCUGGAGCUGGUGGAGGAACUGGUGUCCUACCUGGAGGGUCAACCCGAAAGCUUCCGUUGCUUCCUCCAGCUGCGGGAUGCGGCGCCGGGAAGCGCGGUGGUGACGGAACUGUGCGACGCCGAGCAGGUCAUGCUCAUCACCCCCGGCUUCCUCCGGGACCCUUGGUGCAAGUACCAGAUGCACCAGGCGUUGGCUGAAGCUCCCAUGGCCAACGGGCGCACCAUCCCGGUGUUGAAGGACGUGGAUCGGAAGGAUUAUCCCAAGGAGCUACGAAACCUCUACUACAUCUACAUGGCGCUGAAGGAGAACAGCUUCAGGCAGAUCAGAGACACUGUCAUGCGCUACCUCCAGGAGCUGUGCCGGAGCUCCGCGAGCGGGACGGAGUAG